Molecule: messenger RNA, 2447 nt
Organism: Mytilus trossulus (common blue mussel)
Lineage: Eukaryota; Metazoa; Mollusca; Bivalvia; Mytilida; Mytilidae
Exons: 13
Coding region: 124-2049 (641 amino acids)
Source: RefSeq, a predicted model, not a curated record
AAUGACCUUGACCCAACCUGUUUUCUUUAAUCGGACUCGUUGCACUUUGAAAGAUGAAUCCUUAAGUGUUUAUGCCUCAGUAACAUGUGACAUGUAAUCCACAGAAGUAACUAUGCUUUCAGAAUGAUUGUUCUAUGGUUUUAUGUUGUCAUUCAGUUGACCAUUAUACAUGGAGAAUAUGUAGAGAGAAUAAUAAAUGGUAAACUGAAACGUUGUAUACCUGUCUACAAUUGUCCACCUGGAAAUGAAAUAUUGCCAUGUAUAGAAGAAUUUACCAAAGAACAGUGUCAGCCAUGCUAUAAUGGGUCAGAAUCUAGAUUUGUACAACCUGAUUACAUCUCCUCUGUUGAUGGAACCAUAGAUCAACUGAAAUGUUUUAAGCCUCUACGACAAAACAAUGGGAGGCCUGCUAGUUGUACUGGCCAUGAUCAAGUGUAUUCAAAGAUCCUGAAUACAAGUGUGGCCUGUAUAAAUGGACAGGGAUGCAGGUGUAACUUAACUGCUUGCUCUUAUGGUGAUCCAUGUCUUUGUGAUGAUUUCUCAUACAAGCAUCCUGAAAAGUGUCCUGUAAACUUUCAUCUGGAUAAUUCUGGAAAAUGCGUUCCAUGUCCGUCAGGAUAUAAAAAGGAUACCAUUGGAUGUGGUCCCUGUCUCAGGGUACCUGGAAACAAUACUAUUAUAAAACCUUCCGCUGUGCCUGAGACCACAACUCCAAAGAGUGCAGUACAGACAUACCAACCAAAACCACCAGUUGUUGAAACCACUAUAACCACAACAACAAGUACUCCAGCAACAGUCAUCGUGUCCACACCUGGGCCAAGAGGGGGUGGGGAUGACAACUCAACCACUGCAAAGAUAAUUGGUAUAGUGGUUGGUAUUUUGUUUCUGAUAGGUAUUAUUGUAGUAGUAAUUGUACUUCUCAACAAAAACAAGAAAUUGGAAAAGUUUAAAGCUCUGUGUCAUGGAAACAGAAGAGGCGUAGAAGAACGAGUUGUGGUUAUUAAUCAAGAAGAUGAACAGCAACCACUGAACAGAAAUGUAAAUUUCAAUGAUUUAGAUCCUGAACAACAGGACAACAUUAAUAAUAUAAGACAUAUGCACGUUAUAGAACGAAAUGUUAGUGUGACAGAUAAACCUGAAAAUAACAACUUAACAAGGGUGGAUAGUGAAUGUCCUAGUGUGAGAUUUAACUCUGAUAGUUCUGUGUCUAUAAAUAGACAACUAUCAAACAUUACCGUGACAGACAGAAUAAAUAGUUCUGCUUCAGAAAAUAGUCCUUUAAUGCAAGUUAAUACAAACUCUCCGUGUGUUAAUCGUGCAAACUCUGUGCCUGAUAGACAAGUAUUCCAUCAUGGAGAAUUGUCUGUUAACCGUCAAGUAUUAAAUCGUGCCGAGUCUGUUCCCCAGCAGGUCUCCUGUGAAGAGGAGGAUGGAGAUAUUUGUAUAAAUAUAGGAAAUUCACCCGUUCACAGUCCGACAAGUCAGUUAUUGCCUUCACCUACACGUUACCCAUAUAUGGAGAAUGGGGGCGGUGCUUGUAUUCCGCUGCCAGACUUUGAUAACAUACAAUCAUCUAGUCCUGUCAUGAACACUGAACUUCCAAAUAUAGCAGAAUUCAAACGUUCAUUAAGUAAAGAUUCAGAAUCAUCAGCAGAUAAUCUCAACAGCACUUCUCCCUAUAGUUCUAUUCCAGAGGAAACUGGUAAAGAAAUACAAGAAGAAGUGACUGCUGUGUCCAAUCUUAGUUCUACAAUGUUAGACCCACCACACAUGAGUGACAUGAGAGACUAUAAUGAUUGUCAUAAUCUGUCUCAUGUCACAGACAUACCACAAGCGAGUGAUAUUACAAAUCAAAUAGACAGUCGAUUAGAACAGUAUAAUCAUACCGUGACAGGCGUUGAUGAAGAUUCUGUGUGUAGUAUACAACGUUUACCGUCAGAGCAUGAGGAAGAGACGGCAAAGAAAAAUGAUUUAGACAGCAAUCUAGAUUCAGGAAUGGCGUCAAAACUCGGCGAUUCUGAUCUGUCAUCUAAAUCAGACUGCUCAUAGCAAUAAAGUAAUACAUUGUAUUAAUUGUAUUAUUUUGAUGUAAGUGUGUAUAUACAUUUUAAUUAUUCAUUAUCAAAUAACGGAUAAACUUCUUUGUUUUAAACUGAUGAUACUUUGUUGUGUGAAACAUUAACAAUUUUAUACCAAUUUUAGUGUUAAGCAGUUGAGAGAUUUUUCUUCAGAACCCACCCUGGCAUAUAUAUUAAUUGGUUAAUUUUAAUCAUUUUUUUUAUUUAUUGCAUUUUAAGACCUCAAAGAGUCUUCAGCAAAGAUUUAAAUGGUAGUUAGAAAUUAGUGGUAUUGCUUUUUAAAAUUUUUGAUUGAAUUGUAUAAUUUACAUUAUAUAUCUGACUGAAUUUGAUAGUAGGUAAACAUACUUUUUAUAAAGUUAUCUUUCG